AUGAAGAACCCGAUGCUGGAGGCGGUGUCCCUGUGGUUGGAGAAGCUGCUUCUGAUCUCCAACUUCAGGCUCUUCAGUUGGGACUCCCCUGGCGGCGACAAGGAACAGAAGGGUUUCUAUGAGGUCAGCUCUUUUCUCCGCGGCGACGUGCUGGAAGUGCCCCGGACCCACCUGACCCACUACGGUAUCUAUCUGGGAGACAACCGCGUCGCCCACCUGAUGCCUGACAUCCUGUUAACCCUGACAGACCACAAGGGCCGCACGCAGAAUGUGGUCUCCAACAAGCGUCUCAUACUGGGCGUCAUUGCCAGAGUGGCCAGCAUCCGUGUGGACACCGUGGAAGAUUUCGCCUACGGAGCUCACAUCCUGGUCAAUCAUCUGGACGAGACCCUGAAGAAGAAGGCGCUGCUCAAUGAAGAGGUGGCGCAGCGGGCAGAGAAGCUGCUGGGUGUCACCAGUUACAGUCUGCUGUGGAACAAUUGCGAGCAUUUCGUGACCUACUGCAGAUACGGCACCCCGAUCAGCCCCCAGGCGGACAAGUUUUGUGAGAUUGUGAAGAUCAUCAUUCGUGACCAAAGAAGCGUUCUUGCCUCAGCAGUCUUGGGAUUGGUGUGUGUCAUCUGGAUGGGCCUGGCCUCUUACACCACUCUCCCUGCCAUCUUCAUUCCAUUCUGCCUGUGGAUGGUUGGCUAA
Messenger RNA from Ochotona curzoniae (black-lipped pika), 693 nucleotides. It is a transcript of the gene LRAT, whose product is annotated as lecithin retinol acyltransferase. Gene Ontology annotation, biological process: retinol metabolic process. Gene Ontology annotation, molecular function: phosphatidylcholine-retinol O-acyltransferase activity. Lineage: Eukaryota; Metazoa; Chordata; Mammalia; Lagomorpha; Ochotonidae. The record is from RefSeq and is a predicted model, not a curated record. The transcript has 2 exons. Bases 1 to 693 code for a protein of 230 amino acids.